Molecule: messenger RNA, 957 nt
Organism: Fonsecaea pedrosoi CBS 271.37
Lineage: Eukaryota; Fungi; Ascomycota; Eurotiomycetes; Chaetothyriales; Herpotrichiellaceae
Exons: 1
Coding region: 1-957 (318 amino acids)
Cellular component (GO): cytoskeleton
Molecular function (GO): actin filament binding
Source: RefSeq, a predicted model, not a curated record
AUGAGCUCGACAACGCAAACUUGGGCCCAAGCGGUGGCCCCUGUUUUGAGAUCGUCUGCUCCUCUCUCUCAACAACCCGCUCCAGAAUCGCAUCCUUCUCGGGAGUUCAGGUACGGCGUGUAUCCCAGGGUCGGUGGGCCGAACGCCCGUCCGGUGCACCACAUCCGCAUUCCCGAAUUUGAAAGUCUCGAGGCCGAGAGAGCAUUUCGAAAACUACACCACGCCGCAGCUCUGAGGUGGCUUGGUUCUCAAGGAUACAACAACGAGGGGGCCGGCGGCCACGUCACCGUCCGAGAUCCCAUUCUGGUUGACCACUUCUGGAUCAACCCUCAUGGGGUGUCGUUCAGCCACAUGCGACCGGAGGACCUGGUACUUGUUGAUAAACACGGAGAGGUCAAAGAGGGAGGCAACAUGCAUUCCAUUAAUCCAGCUGGCUUUGUCAUCCACUCUGCCAUCCACGAAGCCAGACCCGACGUCGUCGCAGCCGUUCAUUGUCAUUCGGUGGCGAGCAAAGCCUUCUCCGCUCUAGGAUGCGAACUCGAGCCUCUAAAUCAGGACGCCUGCCGAUUCUACAACGACCACGGCAUCUAUUCGGGAUUCGGAGGCAUCGCAUUCAACCCUGAUGAGGGCAAACAUAUCGCUGCGGCACUCGGCGACAAGAAGGCAGUUAUUCUACAGAACCAUGGUCAUCUAGCGGUCGCUAAGACCGUCGAUGGAGCCGCGUUUUUGUUUGGAGCCAUGGACCGCUGUAUCCAGGCACAACUCUUGGCCGACGCCGCGGCAGCAGGGCGAGGGACCAAAACCAUCAAGGUCGGCCACGAAGAGGCCGAGUUCACUCGGAAGACCUAUAACGACGAAAUGGUGUACAUUAUGUUUCAAUCGGCCUUUGAGGAUGUUAUCCGCGCCUCAAAUGGUGAGCUUCCAUCGCAUGUCCUGGGCGAAAUCCGUCGCAAGUAG